Messenger RNA from Cladophialophora immunda, 3217 nucleotides. RefSeq lists its product as uncharacterized. The coding region runs from base 1032 to 2774 and encodes 580 amino acids. NCBI's taxonomy places the organism in Eukaryota, Fungi, Ascomycota, Eurotiomycetes, Chaetothyriales, Herpotrichiellaceae. The record is from RefSeq and is a predicted model, not a curated record. The transcript has a single exon.
UCUGUCCGCCACACACGUAUUCUCUGCGUUUAUUCUCUCUUCCUCUCUUCCUCCUCUUUCCACUGCCACACCUUGGUGACCUCUGCCACUCUGCCACUCUGCCACCUGACUGCUGGAUCUUCCUUCUUGUUGCUUCCAAUGCGAACCAUGGUCUUCCUUCUCUGCCUGGAACCUUGUCUGGACUCGGGCGCGGCUCCUGAUGCUUUUUUAUGCGUCGCCCCCCUCUUCAUCCGCCAACUUCUGACUGCCUGACUCCCGCUUCUGCUUGACUAAGAAGUAAACCACCGCCUGAUCCCGCAUUCCCGCCACCACUCGCCAGGCCAUGCUCACCAAAUCACAAGGUCUCGGUGGUGAACCAAACACUUGAUUGUUCAAUCUGUUUGCCUGACCUUCACUGCUUUUUGCCUCCCGUAGUACCACCUGAGAAUGACGCAUAUCCUGAUUCAUCCUAUCAAUGGCCCGGUGCUCGGAUUACUCUACACUGCCAUGUUUUCUGCCUGCCGCGCCGCCGCCGCCUUCACUCGCUGCCGCACCUGCUAUUCAUACCAUUUUACCAUCACCCAUUGUUCUUUCCCAAUUGUCCUUCCCCAUUGAAUCUCUCCAUUGACCCAUUCAAUAGUCACAAACAUCCAUUGUACUCACAUACUGACCCUAUAUCAUUCAUCGCUCUAUUGAGUUGGUUGCUGCCGCCGGGAACCAUCUGUUUGACUACAAGUAUCUUACUGUUCGCCAUUUAUCAGCACACGUUUUUACCAACCUUGAGCCACCCCUCUGAGUCCAGGACAUUGUUGCGCCUCUACCCUUUGACUCACCUCCAGAGCGCAGCGAUCGAACCGACGGAACUACAAACUCAAAACAUUCCCAACUUUGGGAUCCGCGAACGAACCCUUGCAACGACGAGGACCUUUACCACGAGGACCUCCGAUCUCGCGACGGCGCAGCAUAAAAUAUCAAUCCCCUCUCCCCCGCUCAGUCCCAUCGUUCCCCGGCCGCAAUCUGUUAAUCAGAAAGAGGUGGAUCAGACAUCACACAUGCGUGGGGACCCAGAGCCCGAAAUUCUCCUCGACUCAUCCCCGUCCGACCAGACGAACAUGGCUUCUGAAGUCGUCGUCCCGUCCAAGGAGAGAGCCAGCCUACCUUCUACAUUCAGGACCAACAUGGCCGCACUCAACCAGAACCCGUUGAUCACACCUCCCGACCCACCAGAGCACGACUUCAACGCCAUUGCUUCUCCAGGACACAAGAGCGACGACCCUGUGCUUGUGGUUGACAAGUCGGAAGUUCUCCCACCAACUCCCACGUUGUCGCGAAGCUCUUCUCAAUCCUCGUCGCUUCCCGUCCAAGGCCUCUUUGAUUCCGAACCUGUUUUGGUCCCACAGCCGAUCCUUCCACCCACCGACCUCUCGGACAGCGAUUAUGCUGAGGCGAUUCACUUGUCAUGUCGAGAUUACGACCUCAUUCUUAAGCGAUUCGCACUGUUCCGUAACAAGUGUUCCGAUUUCCUCUAUCAUCUUGAUGACCGGCCUAUCCCCGAAGAGCAACGCUGGGUUCGUGGAGAUGAGCUUGCCAGGAGAGUGGACCGCCUCCUCGAGUACCGCAUUAGCUGGUAUGAGCCUGGACUUGGAGCUGACACGGUAUUGGACCCCACGUCCUGCUCACCAGGGCCAUGGAAUGGCAUUAAGCGGUUGGCGUUUGCGGGACUUCUGAAAAAAUACCCGAUUGACGACAUGGACUCGGUUCUGAUGGACAUCAGGAAGUAUCUUUACGGCGGCAACGCAUCUUGUAUGGAGUGGAUCCCCGAAGACUCGUCUCUUCAACGUGUCUCCAGGUCUAGUGUUCUAGCUAAACUUGGCGUCAAACCAAGGCCCGCUAAAGCCAGCGAGCGACCACCUCCUCGUCCCACUGCAGUUGCCUCUCCUCAAGAAAAGAAGGUGGAUAUCGCAGUUGCUACGUUGAAGCUUGCCGAAGAACCGCUCAGUCGAACCAGAGGAGUGAAGCGCAGAUAUGCGGACGAAGAAGACGAAGAACCCCGUACUGUCGAGGUAAAGACUGUCGCAGCCAAGGAGGCAGAGGAGGUUGAGUCCAUCAAGAGCGUCAAGAAGCAAAAGGUGGUCUCGGACAGCAAACUCAAGCCGACACGGCGAAGUUCGGAUACCAAGUCGAAGAACACCAGAAACCGCAAUUCGGACAAGCCGAGGGGUCCAAGCGAGACACUCUGCCGAAACAUCAAAGACACUCUCAACAGACGCUCCGAAGACAAAAUCAACUACGAGGCCUUCAAAGACGCAAUUCUGCCGGAGAAUGGACCGGAAAUCCAUCUGUCUCCGUGCGAGUUCACGGCAGAAGAACUGAAGGACAUCCGAGAGCUUCAAGACAUUGGCGACUGUGCAGGUUUGCAUCCCGAAGAGGUCAAGCUCUGCAAACUUUUGGCCAUGAGCUCCGACUUGUACAAGUGCCAGAAGGCGCGGUGCUUCAUCGGCCUUGCAUUGUUUGUGGAAUACAACCUUGAGAAGCUCGGCGAGAACAAUCCCAAGUUCAAGGUUUUGAAUGUCGGCAAGGCCCAGUUUCAAUUGUUUGGCAAUGUGGAUGUCAACAAGCUCAGCAAAAUGUACACGACCUUCAAGAAAUGGGGCUGGGUUGAGGACAUGACGCAACAGAGCAUCCCGCAGUCUUACGUUGACCGGUUUCCGCAAGCUCAUCGUUUGGCACUCCGGAGAGAAGUUGCUGAAUACGAGGCAACCCUCCCUGUCGAGAAGCGCAUUUUCGGAGUCUGAGAGCCAUCAUUGUUGCGAUUGAGGAUUCGAGGAGAAAUGAGACCUGGUAGCGGCAACAUGUGGAAGAGUUAAUCGGAUCAAAGGGACAGGAAACAUUACAGAGGACAUAUUGACGGCGCAAUUUCACGGCAUAUUUUCAGAGGGUUGCAUGCAGGGCUGAUCCAGUCAUGGGCAACGGUAACCCAUGGCAGGGUGUUGAAGGGAUUUUGCAUCCAACGGCUGGGAAGGAACCUUUUCAUCUGCUUUCACUCAUUUGCAUUGAUACCCCACGGUGGACUACGAGGGUCACCGGCAUCUUUUAUCUUGUUGACAUCUUCGCGACUCUUGCAUACGGACAACAGUGUAUUGUUGUAUGUACAACGUCGCCGGCAGGGCUUGCGGAACAGGCUCUGCGGCUAUCUUUCAGACAGAAUGAUAUAGCAAUCUAUUUGGACAUUGAAUGG